Camellia sinensis is the source of this 441-nucleotide messenger RNA. The record is from RefSeq and is a predicted model, not a curated record. Lineage: Eukaryota; Viridiplantae; Streptophyta; Magnoliopsida; Ericales; Theaceae.
AUGAUCAAAGGAAAACACUCACUACCCAACUGGGAAAUCAAUGGCUUAGUUGAGUACAUGUCAGGUAGGCCUCAGCCAUGUGGCUUCUACUUUGCCAUUCCACAUGGCGCCCAUGCAGUAAGGCUAGGAAAUAAAGCAUCAAUCUCUCAAAAUGUGACUGUGUACACUAUUGGUGCAAUCUAUUCUCUCACGUUUGGUGCCACAAGAACUUGUGCACUUGAUGAGGUGUUGAGAGUCUCUGCCUCUGGUCUCUCUGCUGAUCUUCCAAUUCAGACCUUGUAUAGCAGUGAUGGUGGUGAUACUUAUGGAUGGGCUUUCAUGGCUAGUUCUAAGGUUGUUAAGGUCACUUUUCAUAACCGUGGGGUUCAAGAGGACCCUACUUGUGGACCCCUAUUGGAUGCCAUUGCUAUCAAAAAGCUCCCCCCCUCUCACUUAUACUAG